Petromyzon marinus (sea lamprey) is the source of this 4694-nucleotide messenger RNA. RefSeq names its product syntaxin-17-like. Gene Ontology annotation, cellular component: SNARE complex; plasma membrane; autophagosome membrane. The record is from RefSeq and is a predicted model, not a curated record. NCBI's taxonomy places the organism in Eukaryota, Metazoa, Chordata, Hyperoartia, Petromyzontiformes, Petromyzontidae. Gene Ontology annotation, molecular function: SNARE binding; SNAP receptor activity. Gene Ontology annotation, biological process: vesicle fusion; intracellular protein transport; exocytosis.
GGGUGAGGAGUGACUGGGUGAGGAGUGAGGAGCGAGCGAGUGACUGGGUGAGGAGUGACUGGGUAUGGGUGGUGGUGCUGGCCACACCAACCCUGUCAAGCACCACUGGUCCCAACAGUAGUCUGUUCAUGGACAAUACAGGGCUUUUUGUUGGGUGAUGUAAAUGUUGUGGAUUUACUCUCCAAGACACCCGUGUGCUGUACUAGUGACGAAUUGGCACGUUCUGUUUACGUGACAAACCUUACUAGUUGUCUGUGUCGGGUGGUGGUGGGUUUAACGACACAUACCUACGCGAUCUAACCCAGAAAAACCUGGAUUAUGGAGUAUGUUCAUGGAUAAUGUUGGGGAGCGGGUAUCUGUGAGCGUUUCCUCAAAGCGCACCUACCCUGGCACAAGCGCCGUGGUGACGUCGGCGCCACUAAGUGGCGAACGGCGGCGGCUGUUGUUGUGCGCGUGUUUGUGAUUGCGUUACGCCGUGUGUGUCCAUGUGUGUCUGCGGGUUGCGUAUCAUGUGUCCAUGUGUACACGCGCGCGUGUGGUUUUAAUUGGCACAGUGGGAUCUAUCCCAUGACCUGCACCUAGCCUGGCACGCUCGUCAACCCAUAACGCCUGGGUCUCUGUCCCGUAAUUUCCUCGUCCCAGCGGUGAGAGAGCCUUCCGCACUUCGCGCGAAGGUCUCAAAGUGCACCUAGCCUGGCACAAGCGCCGUGGUGACGUCGGCGCCGUUGUGUUUGCCAGACGUGUGCCUGUGCAGUGUGUGUCGUGUGUUAGUGUACACGGGUGGGUUGAUGGUGUGGCGAGCUGCGUGUGCCCAAAUGGGUCUCCGACGCCGUGAGCGAGAAGUGGGAACAGAAACUGAUGGGGCUGGCGAUCGCCCACGUGUAGUUCCGGACUCGCCACGCCACCCGCAAAGCGACCGACCUCGUCACUGAUCGGAAAGCUGAGCCUGCGCGAUGGCAAGGGGCCGGGCGAGCGGAUAGCGCGAGCUUCGUAAGCGCGCGAGCUAGCGGCAUGGCGGAGAGCGGGGCCGGCGGCGGGGCUGCCACGCAGGUGCCGCUGCGGCGCCUGGAGCCGGCGCUCAACAAGUUCACCCGAGUGGCCAUCCCCACCGACCUGGAGCGCCUGGCGCGACACCAGGUCAACAUCGAGAAGUACAACAGCCAGCAGGACUGGAAACUGCUCCAUCAGGAGCAGAUCAACGCGAGCCGCACCGUGCAGCAGCUGCAGUUUAACGUGCGGGAGAUGGAAAAGCUUCGUUUGCUGCUUCGCACAGCCGACGGCGCUGCCUUCGAGCACAUUGUGCAGCCGGCACGCGACCUUGCUUCCUCUGCCAUCGCCGCCUUCCUGCGCCACCCUGCCACGAGCUGCCCCCCCGCGUUCUCGUUGCCGCCCUGCGACGUGCGCGGGCGCGACGAGGGACGGGAAGGAGCGGCGUCCAGAAUGACGCGCUCCGCCAGCGACUUCUCCGAGCUGCUGGUGCGCGACGACGCCGCAUCGGGGCCCACGGAGGGGGCAGGGGAGCAAGCGGGGCCACCCUCGACACCCCCUUCAUCGCCGCAGCUGCAGGAUCAGCUGCUCGCGCUGCACGAGAUCCCACAGGAGGAGGAUGCGUCCGAGUCGUGGGAGCACCUGUGCGAGGAAUUAACGGAGCUGAACUCCCUGGUCACUGACUUCUCGUACAUGGUGCAUAGCCAGCAAGAAGCCAUCGACUCCAUCGAGGACAAGUUGGAGAUGGCCUCUGACAACGUACGGCAAGGAACGAAGCAGAUCGGCAAGGCAGCCAAGUCUGGGACGGUGAUGCUGCCGGUGGCGGGGGCGGUGCUGGGCGGCAUCCUGGGCGGGCCCGUGGGGAUGCUCGUCGGCUUCAAGGUGGCGGGGGUGGCGGCGGCGCUGGGCGGGGGGCUGCUGGGUUUCACGGGCGCCCGCGCGUUCCAACGGCAUCGGCGGGCACGCAUCGACACCCAGCUCCAGCAGCUAUCGAGCAGCUGCCCCGAGCUGAGCCAAUUGCAGCAGUAGGGACCCCGCCAGUACCUGCCGGUUCGCAUCUGGUGUCUCGUGUGCCUACUCGCCCGAUUACUCGCUCACCCACUGGUUCAUCUGCUCGCUCGCUCACUCGCCUACCAGCUCACCCACUCUUCCACUCAUCUACCAGCUCACCCACCUACCUACUCAUGCACCUACCAGCUUGUCUGAUCAACCCCUCACUCGCCUACCGCAUCACCCGCUCGUUCGUUUACCGCUCAUCUCCGUCGGCUGCUGCUCCAUGGUGGCCCCAUUGUCCCGUGCACUGCAACACCCGUGGGCACCUCCUGCAGAGACUAGUGCCCAUAUCGAACGCGCUCGACAUGCGUGGUGAUGAGGGAGUUUUCCACUCAAGUGGUGACGACCUCGCAGGCCCCUCGCCUGGGGUGCUUGUGGACGCAAUUGUUUGACAGCGACAAAAAUAACGUGAAGACUUGUUCCGCCGCAUCGUUGUAGGUUUUAAGUGGAAAAAUCAAACAAUCUUUACGCAUUAAUCAAAUCUAUAUUCGCGUGUUCAGAAGCUCAAGCAAUCUGUGUGCGUUCUUCAUCGCUGAGCCACUCAGUGCGGGGUUCAAGGUUCAACACGACACGGUAGGUUUUGUGGGAGUUGACCAAAGCCUGCCCAGACUCGCACACCCACCAUGCCCACGUGCGUCUGUAAUGAACACAUCUGGGAGUACAUACAGUCCUCCGCAUGUGUUAUCGGCAUUGUUGGUUGAUUUGUUUGAUGGAGCAGCCCUCCUUUACGCUGGGUGCGUCUCAGAGCGCUUUAUACACAAUAAGUAAUUUACAUUUAAAACUUUUAAAAGGGCACCCCCAGUGGGGCACAAGGCCAUUCAGCACUUUGCAUUCGGCCAUUAGUCUGCUAGUAGGGGAACAAUGAUUUCUGCUGUGUAAUCCCAAUUGAGUAGUUUGCAGGUAAUUUUUUUUAUUUUGGCCGUGACGCCGGCACAUGAGGGCCUACUAAUUUUGAAUGACGUCAGGGAAUCUUUGAUGUCGCCUGUGAAGCAGACGGUGCAAAUUGUACAAUGAAUACACCUGCAUUGUGAAUCGUGGUGGCCUGCCACAUCGAACCGCAAACCUUUGCAACGAGCGGCGAAGGCGCUGCUGAGGUGCCGCGUCUGCGCCGUGAUGUGGCCCGGCACGAGGGUUGUCUCUGCUAGGGGUCACUGGGUCGCGGUCAUGUUACAGGGAGACCUGGAAACCAAGUCGCCAAGGGAAUAUUUUGUCUUAUCUGUAGUUGUUGAAACUUCGUUUCUGGUGCAAUUCACGUUUUGAGUUUUUGUCGACAACAAGCUCCCUACCCAUAGCAAUGACGGCAGAGGGCCUCUAAGAAUCUGCUUCCCAGUAGGUGGCGACGUGGUAACGAGCGAGCGGUUUCGGCCACGUGGUCACAGUGGCAGCGGCGGCGACUCUCGCUCUGCCACCCCAGCGUGGUGUGACGCGUUCAUGUUUUGUGCACGAGCCUGGGGUGUGGAUCGUGACCACCGCAGGGUUGUGUUCGUAUGCACAUUUGUUUGGUUUGUUUUUAAUAUUACUGGUGCAAGUGCCCAGGCGGAGUGGAGGUGUGCGUUUAUGGUCACCAGACCGUAGCGUAGUGCCGACUUCAGGGCAAGAUUUGCCAAAGCACAAGACCUGAGCUUAAUUUUGAGCCGAGUCUUUCCGGUUCAGUGACCGAGGAAUGAUUCCCGCACCUGGCACACCACGCAUCCAUCACUGUAGACCGCUCGCUCUGGCUACUCGUCACAUGCCACCUAGCGCAGCCUACCACGCAAUAUUUCUGCACCCGAUGCACCACAUGCAGUAUACGUUUCACUAUGGCUGUAGCUGCUCGUCAUGUACUUCCUCCAGCCGACUGGCGGCUCAGAAGAUUGUUGAAUGAGAAACGAAGCUUCGUGUAAUAGGGGCAAGGUGAGGCUCGCACGCGCGUGGGCGCCCUCUCUUCACAGCCACGAGAGGGCGCCCAUUCGUGCCCACUGGGGUGGUUCGCCCCCUGCCAUUAGCUGUAUGAAGCACCACGCUAUAUUUACGUUUGCUUAUUAACAGCAGUGGGGAUGAAGUCUACAACAUCAGAUGUUGGUUCUGACCGUACCGCUCUGGAUGCUUCCGAGCUCGUCCGACGGUUGAGAACACACGGGGGGUUGAUCCUGGUGGGUGUGGAUGGGAGACUUGGGAAUGGCACGCGAUGUCGGCUUGAGCCGAGGUGACCAGACGGAGUACAGUACACAUGUUUGGAUCUGCAGAGCUUUGAGUGUUGCUUGCAUGCGUGGGUUGGUUGCCUCCCAUACGAAGCCAAACACAAGAUGAAAUUGGAGCCUCAUGGAAAUGAGUCUUAAGACUCAAGUUUUCCUUUGGAAAUAAAGGGAAGUUUUUUUUUUAAAUUAUCGUUCAUAUCGAGUGGCAAUGUUAGCUUGGGGCCUGAGCAUCCUUAGCGCUGCACUCUUUCGUAUGCAAACCUUUUAGCUUCCAUGCAAGGUAUUGCUGCCAAUCGCCUUCAGUGACGAAGAGACGUGUUUGCUAGGAGGGUGCAAUAGAAGUUGGCAAGUGAGAAUGUUGUGGCGGUUUUGUAAAUGUACCCAGUGAUUCUGUAAAUAAUGAUCUUGUAACGCCACUGUGCCAGCCACUUCUACAUUUAGAAUAAAAACUCAUUAAACGUCACAAAGGUAGGAAUC